Colias croceus (clouded yellow) is the source of this 813-nucleotide messenger RNA. RefSeq names its product GILT-like protein 1. Gene Ontology annotation, molecular function: oxidoreductase activity, acting on a sulfur group of donors, disulfide as acceptor. The transcript has 5 exons. The coding region runs from base 142 to 801 and encodes 219 amino acids. NCBI's taxonomy places the organism in Eukaryota, Metazoa, Arthropoda, Insecta, Lepidoptera, Pieridae. The record is from RefSeq and is a predicted model, not a curated record.
CUAGCCGAACCAAUAUCAGUUCUUGCAGUGCGGACAAAGUGUUAACACGUAUAAAUAUUAGUAUAAUACUAUAGUUAUUUACACAAAUGAAAAUAUCUCAGUGAACAGUGCAAUUUUACUGCAAUUUUUUUUUUAUGAAACAUGAUGCGUGCAUUUACAAUAUAUCUUGUGUCAGUGACCCUAUUUUGUUUUAGCGAUGCAGCGGGACCUCAUAAGUUACGUCUAGCAGUAUACUAUGAGAGCGAGUGUCCCGACAGCAAAAGUUUCAUCCUCAGGCAGCUCCAACCAGCCAUACACUUGCUACAUAGUUAUGUGAAGUUGCGCCUUAUACCUUUUGGAAAGUCCAGGAGUAUAGACUACGGCAACGACGGUUUCGAGUGUCAGCAUGGUUCAGGGGAAUGUCUCGGCAACAUGGUCCAAGACUGCGCUUUGAAUAUGAUGAAGAAACAGAGCGACAAAUUGAAAGUUGCGUAUGUUGCCUGCGAAAUGCAAACUAGAGCUGGAGCGCAGGGAGAUCUGACCUGUGUGCAAAAAGCAGGACUUCCAGCAAAUAGAGUGGAACAUUGCGUCGUGGGUAACGAGGGAACAAACCUACAGCUGCAAAGCGAAUACUAUACUAGUUUGAUCGCCCCGACCUUCGUGCCGACCGUCAUUGUUAAUGGAGAAUUCGAUCAAAACAUUCAGGACAAUGCUCAAGUGGACCUCAUCGGGACUCUCUGUUCGAUACUCAAGGAGGCGCCGCCGUGCGCUGAACAUUACAACAAUAUGGCUUUGACUUACGUUUUGGUUAACCAACGAUGAAUAAAUAUUGAA